AAAAACGCGGCCACCGAUACUUCAUUAAAAGAGCGAUCAGAGCUCACACGCUGCUCCGCGGCGCACACAGAGAGCUUUUUGCAGAUAUCGAGGAGCCUUUGAUAAGAAAACUCUCCCACUGAAAGACAGGAUGGAUGUCUCACAGCUGCUCUUGCUCCUGCUGGUCUAUGGACAUCUGCCAAAAGUGUUAUCGGUGCAGAUGUGUGACGUGGUCAACGAGAUCGAGCUGGAGAGAUCUCGUUGUGAGGAUACCUCAUUUGGGAACGUCUCUUCAGGGUGCCAAGGCAUGUGGGACAUCAUCGCCUGUUGGCCUUCAGCCAGAGUCGGAGAGGUGGUUACAAUAACUUGCCCCACUUACUUCAGUUACUUCAGCGACGAGCACAAAGGUAACCUCUCCAAAACCUGCACAGCUGACGGCUGGACUGAAAUGCAUCCCAUUGAUAUCGCCGUGAACUGUGGAUACAAUCUCAACAGCACCAGCGAUGAUGGCAAGUUUUUCUGGCAAGUGAAGAUUGGCUACACCAUUGGCCACAGUGUUUCCCUCGUCUUUCUCACCACAGCUAUUGUGGUCCUCUGCAUCUUCAGGAAGCUCCACUGCACGAGGAACUACGUCCACAUGCAUCUGUUUGUGUCCUUCAUCCUGAAGGCCAUCGCUGUGUUCGUCAAGGAUGUCGUCCUGUACGAGGUCGGGGAGGUGGACAACUGCUCCUCAGGGUCUGUUGGCUGCAAAGUAGUGAUUGUGUUCUUCCAGUACUGUAUAAUGGCCAGUUUCUUCUGGCUGCUGGUGGAAGGCCUUUAUCUUCACGCAUUGUUGGCUGUCUCGUUCUUCUCCGAGAGGAAGUACUUCUGGGCUUACAUUCUGAUCGGCUGGGGUGGUCCGACAAUUUUCAUCACAGCUUGGAGCAUCACUAAAGCCUACUUUAACAAUGUGGGGUGCUGGGAUAUAAUCGAGAACACUGAUGUGUUCUGGUGGAUUAUUAAAACUCCUAUUUUGGCAUCAAUCCUGAUGAACUUCAUUCUAUUCAUCUGCAUUAUACGAAUACUUCGCCAGAAAAUCAACUGCCCAGAUAUUGGAAGAAAUGAGUCCAACCAGUACUCGAGGCUGGCAAAGUCAACGCUGCUUUUGAUUCCUCUGUUUGGGAUCAAUUUCAUUGUGUUUGCAUUCAUUCCAGAGCAAGUGAAGACUGAGAUGCGACUGGUUUUUGACUUGAUUCUGGGGUCAUUUCAGGGCUUUGUAGUCGCAGUCCUUUACUGCUUCCUCAACGGAGAGGUCCAAGGAGAGAUCAGGAGGAAGUGGCGAAGGUGGCACUUGCAAAGAUACAUGGGCUCAGACACCAAAUACCAACAUCCGUCUAUUGGCAACAGCAACAACUUCAGCACCCAGAUCUCCAUGCUGACACGAUGCAGCCCCAAAACACGGCGGGGCUCGUCCUCCUGUAACGACGACCUCUCUAGCAUCUAACUCACACAAACAUUGAUCCGGACAUACAUGCUGUACAAAACACUCUCAUGCCAACCAUUAGGCAGAAACAUGAAUACACUGCCUCAUGAGCGUGAGUGACGUGGACAUGGGCAAAGUGAUGAGAAGGAAAUAGUGCGACAGCUUCUAGGCAGCUUUUAAUCUCCACGCUUCUUGAGAAGGUAUAAGUGACAAACAUACAGACACAUUGCUUCACAAGCACAGCUUUUGCACAUUUGUAUGAGAACCAUUCACUUGUUUGCUUUUCAAGAUUCAGCGCACAUGUACAGAUGAAUUUGUGGGUGAAAUCAGGAUGUGUCGUGUGGUCAAUUGUUAUAAAUCAUGUUGCUCGGACACCAGGCAAUGCAAAAUGUCACAGAUUAAUGGGGUCAUGUGAGGGAAUACAAUUGUGAGCUGCACCAGCAUCCUGCAACCUGAUGUAAUUACACGUUGAUGAAAAAAUACUUAGUGGAUUCCUACCGCAGCGAAUGAACAAGGCUGGUGCGAAGACACAGCCGUUUGGAGAAAAGGAGCUGACUUACUUCUUUUUUUUUUAAAGGAAAACUCGUUAAACUACGAGCAUCGUGUUUUGGGAGAAUUUUGGCUCUUCCUCACUUUGUAGGAAGAUGGAAAAAAGUGUCUGAGAACCAGUUUGACAUUUGUUUUCUUCCAUAAAUGGCAAACAAAUGAGGUUUCAGACUGGGUGAGCAGUGUGAUGCUGAUUCACAGUGAGGAGUUCGGAGUAUAAAUGCCCUUCUCUGCACUAUCUGAGACUUAUUGUCCUUUGCCUUCUCCUUUAUCAGAACACUCCUCCCUUUUGUUUUUUGUGACUGAGCCUGUAGAUUAGAUUAUGGUGGUUGUCUGUUGAGCACCCUGUGGCAGUGUUGUGCCAAUCACUGACCAGUGCCUGGAUUCAUUGUUUUGAAGUGACACUUUCAAUCAAAUCCUCACUGGCCGUCGGCUGCUCUGGAGACUAAAUGCUCUUUAAAGGUGCAAUGUGUAAGAUAUUGGCAGGAUUUGAGUUGAUAAUAUUUGUAAAAAAUGUACCAACAUUAUCGAAAGACUGUGAGGAUAUUAGAGUGUUGACGUGAUGUCAAAGAGGUCGAUGCAUUGUGUGGCAGAGAUGUUACUGAAAUGAGCUCGUCCUAUCGUGUAAGACUACUUGUCCCUCUAGAGGCGAUAGUGAGUCACUGUCGCGUCCAGUCGGCUCUCAGUCCAACACGAGAGAAUGACAAAGUAGAGCUGCCCGGGGUCAUAUUAAUGAUAGAUCCAUGAUGUGUUUGCGUCUCAUAGUUUUGUAUUGGAUCAAACUCAAAGUGCCAAGAGGCUUCUUCGUAGGUACAGCGUGUGGCGGCUCCAGAUGAUGGCCGUGACUUCAGUUAGCUCGAAUUCAGCCAGAGAAAACCUCACCGCCAGGGCUCCAACUGCCCGUCUGAAACUGACGAUUGUAAAGUUAGAUUGCAUGGACCCAAUAUUUGAGGUGAAAUGCUCUAUUUCUUUGGAGCAAGUGGCUCAGCGUUACAUAUUGCACCUUUAAGCAGUUCAGUUCAGGAAUGUUUACAUUUUCUCUAAAGUUGUCAUUUAAAAUUGUACAGCCAAAAUAUACAGUGUAAAGAAAAUUAAUUACUAUGGAUUGUUGUACCAUAUCAUAUAUCAGUAAUGUGAUUGUAA
This is a messenger RNA of Pseudoliparis swirei, 3130 nucleotides long. RefSeq names its product vasoactive intestinal peptide receptor 1b (gene vipr1b). NCBI's taxonomy places the organism in Eukaryota, Metazoa, Chordata, Actinopteri, Perciformes, Liparidae. Gene Ontology annotation, cellular component: plasma membrane. Gene Ontology annotation, molecular function: peptide hormone binding; vasoactive intestinal polypeptide receptor activity; G protein-coupled peptide receptor activity. Gene Ontology annotation, biological process: adenylate cyclase-modulating G protein-coupled receptor signaling pathway; cell surface receptor signaling pathway. The coding region runs from base 131 to 1462 and encodes 443 amino acids. The record is from RefSeq and is a predicted model, not a curated record. The transcript has 14 exons.